UUCGCCAUGCGUCUGCUCUGGUCGUUGGCGCUGCUCUUGGUCCUGGCUAGCGCGGCUACGCUCAAGGACAGUCCCAAAGCGCGUUACGAUGGCUAUGCAGUGUACAGAUUGAGUGUUAAGAACAAGCUGCAGCUGGCCGUCGUAGAGCAGUUGUCGCAGCUGUCCAGCAAGUACAACAUCUGGAAGGACUACGAUGAACACUCCCAGCAGGUGCACAUUAUGGUUGCUCCUGCAGAACUUCAACACUUUCAGGCACUUGUGAGCCUUCAUGCCAUCAGCAGUGAGCAAAUAAUCGAGAAUGUUCAAGACCUUAUCGAUGCCGAGCAAGUCACGCCCGCCGCCGACAGCGCACCUUUUGGCUGGACUAGGUACUACGAGCUGGCGGAAAUCGAAGCCUGGCUGGACAGCGUGCUGGCUGCCUAUCCCACAGUCACUGAGGAGUUCGUCGUGGGCCAGUCCUACGAGGGACGCACCAUUCGCGGCAUUAAGAUCUCCCACAAGGCGGGCAAUCCGGGCAUCUUUAUCGAGUCGAAUAUACACGCCAGGGAAUGGAUUACCUCAGCGAGUGCCACGUGGUUCAUCAAUGAACUGUUGACCUCCCAGGAGCCGGCAGUGAGGAGUCUAGCAGACAGCUACGACUGGCACAUUGUGCCCGUGUUCAAUGUGGAUGGCUUUGCGUACUCGCACGCGAAGAAUCGCAUGUGGCGCAAGACACGCCAGCCACAUGCCACCAACGAAUGCAUUGGCGUGGAUGCCAAUCGCAACUUUGACUCCCAUUGGCUGGAGAACAAUGGCGCCUCAUCGAAUCCUUGCAGCGAGACGUUUGCGGGGGAUGUGCCCGGCUCGGAGCCAGAGGCCAAGGCUUUGACGGAGUAUCUCCAGAAGAUUGCGAAUGAGUUCAGUGUGUACAUAUCCUUCCACUCGUAUGGGCAGUACUUGCUGUCACCUUAUGGCCACACGAAGGAGGAGUUUCCGGAUAACUACGAUGAUCUGCUGCAGAUUGGCGAGGCCUUUGCCACGGCCAUUGAGGCGCUGCCCUAUGGCACCGCCUAUCGUUAUGGCUCCACAGCGGAUGUGCUUUAUGUAGCCACGGGCACCUCCGUGGACUGGGUCUACAAUGAGCUCAACAAAAAGGUGGCCUUCACCAUCGAGUACCGCGAUCAAGGCCGCUACGGCUUCCUCCUGCCACCCGUGCAGAUUUUGCCCAAUUGCCAGGAGCUCAUGGCCGGCAUGUUGGCGCUGAUUGGCAAGACCCAGGAGCUGGGUUACUUGUAGUCGAAAGAACUUUAUUUCUGCUCAUUAAAGUACCUCACAUAGGAGGCCAACAGAU
Drosophila guanche is the source of this 1330-nucleotide messenger RNA. Its product is annotated as zinc carboxypeptidase. Gene Ontology annotation, biological process: proteolysis. Bases 7 to 1275 code for a protein of 422 amino acids. The transcript is spliced from 5 exons. NCBI's taxonomy places the organism in Eukaryota, Metazoa, Arthropoda, Insecta, Diptera, Drosophilidae. Gene Ontology annotation, molecular function: zinc ion binding; metallocarboxypeptidase activity. The record is from RefSeq and is a predicted model, not a curated record.